Messenger RNA from Neltuma alba, 1995 nucleotides. RefSeq names its product receptor-like protein EIX1. Gene Ontology annotation, molecular function: protein binding. The coding region runs from base 1 to 1995 and encodes 664 amino acids. NCBI's taxonomy places the organism in Eukaryota, Viridiplantae, Streptophyta, Magnoliopsida, Fabales, Fabaceae. The transcript has 3 exons. The record is from RefSeq and is a predicted model, not a curated record.
AUGUGUUGGAACAGUCUAAAUCUGCUUCGAACCAUAUUCUUGGUCUGGGUUUUGCAGGUGCAGAUUCUGCACUCAAAUGGAAGCAUGAGUUGCGUAGAGAGAGAAAGGCAAGCACUUUUGGAGCUGAAGAAAGGGCUUGUGGAUGAGUAUGGCAUUUAUCUUCAUGGGGUUCAGAAGGAGACGCUGAUUGUUGCAGAUGGUUGGAACGAUUUCCGUGGGGAUCCAAUCCCAGAAUUUAUUGGUUCUCUUGUUAAAUUAAGGCACCUUGAUCUGACUCAGGCCUAUUUUGGUGGGAAAAUUCCUUACCAAUUGGGAAAUCUUUCAAGCUUAAGAAUCCUUCGUCUUUCUUACAACUAUUUGAUAGGAGAGAUCCCUUGGGAAUUGGGAAAUCUUGUCAAUUUGCAGGAACUUAUGCUCCCCUUCAAUGAUCUAGGUGGUGUCAUUCCUUACCAACUUGGUCUCAACUCAAACCUCCUAGAAGGUCCCAUUCCAGACGAUCUAGGCAAAAUAAUGAAUUCCCUUCAAAUAUUGUACCUCCAAAACAAUCAAUUAAAUGGAACCAUGCCGAAAACAAUUGCAAAUCUGGUAGGACUCGAAGAGUUCAAUGUUGCGAGCAAUGUUUUAGGAGGUAGGAUCACAAACUUGGCCCAUUUUGCCAAUCUCACAAAGUUGAAGCUCUUAGAUUUAUCUUGGAACUCAUUUACGUUGAAUUUUAGCAACAAUUGGAUUCCUCAAUUUCAAUUGACAUCAUUUGCAGCCCAAUCCGUCGCAUUAGGUCCUUCUUUUCCCAGAUGGCUUCAAACACAAAAUAACCUGUACGAUCUUGAUGUUUCGGAUUCUGGGAUUUCAGACAUGGAAACAACAACUGCUUUUCUAUGCUCUACCAAAAGAAGUUUGAACCAUUUGAACAUUUCAAGCAAUAAUAUCAAAGGACAACUCCCAGAUUGUUGGAAUCACUUAGCAUCACUAAGAAUUCUUGAUUUGAGCAAUAAUGAGUUCUCUGGAAAGAUUCCAACCUCAAUGGGCUCCUUGAUUUUGGCCCGUCACUUAAUUUUACGUGACAAUCACUUCACAGGCCAAAUUCCAUCUCUGCAAAAUUGCACCCAGUUGGUAAUGUUGGAUGUGGCGCGAAAUGAAUUGUCAGGACCCAUACCUCCAUGGAUAGGAUUUAACCUUCAAAACUUGCAAGUUCUUAGCAUGAGAAACAACCACUUUAACGGGAGUUUGCCAUCGUAUCUGUGUCAUUUAACAAACAUUCAAGUUUUAGAUCUUUCACUGAAUAACUUGUCUGGACAAAUACCAAAAUGUCUCCGAAACUUAUCAGCAAUGGCUCGAAAACCUAAAUCUACCGAUGCCAUUGAUGAAUUCUACGUCUUUACAAAUGGCUCACCUUCGUAUGUUUUCAGUUAUGAUUUUUAUCCUACAGUGAGGUGGAAAGGAAAGGAAUUGUCAUUCAAGGACGAUCAAAGACUUCUGAAGCUCAUUGAUAUAUCGGAGAAUGAACUAUGUGGGAAAAUUCCAAGAGAAAUUGGGAAUCUCUCGGAACUUGUAUCCUUAGAUUUAUCAAGCAACAAUUUGAGUGGUGCUAUUCCUUGGGAGCUUGGAAAUCUGCAUGCCCUUGAGUUCCUUGAUUUAUCGACAAACCAUGUAUCUGGACCAAUCCCUUCAAGUUUUUCUGAAAUGAAUUGGCUUGCUGUUUUGAACCUAUCAAACAACAAUUUAUCUGGGAAAAUCCCAUCGGGAACACAGCUCCAAAGUUUUGAUGCCUCUGCAUAUGAUGGGAAUCCAUUUCUUUGUGGAAGUCCGCUGCAAAGACUUUGUCCAGACGAAAAAGGAACAAAAGCCGCAUCGAUUGAGGAAGAGCAAGAUGAUUCAUUUUUGUCCCAAGGAUUUUACAUAAGCAUGGGUUUGGGAUUUGUUACAGGAUUUUGGGCCAUCUUCGGUUCAUUGCUUAUUCCGUUCUUGGAGGAAUGCUUACUUCACCUUCCUAAAUAA